Molecule: messenger RNA, 855 nt
Organism: Didymodactylos carnosus
Lineage: Eukaryota; Metazoa; Rotifera; Eurotatoria; Philodinida; Philodinidae
Source: the annotation of a GenBank genome assembly
ACUGUAAAAGGGACUCCAUCUUCUGAAGUAAAUUCUUGCAAAUUUCUGAUUUUUCUCUAGAUGUCCUCUCUGUCAUCUACGUGUCAAUUGAACUCUUCAUACUGUUCUAAUUCAAUCUAUUCUAAAUGUUCCCACUGUGAGCUUUUCUUGUGUUUCGAACACAUUAUUGAUCAUCAAAAUGAUUUUCAACCAGUUAGUGUUCACGUUAAACGAACGAUUAAUGCCAUUGAACAAUUGAACAUAGAACAGCUACAUUAUCGCAAACACCAGCAAGCACUAGACGAAUGGAAAAAGAAUAUGGAACGACAAAUACACGAUACUCACGAACAGAAGACCAAUGAAUUACGAUCUAUUUAUGACGAUAUUCUCAACGAAUAUGAACAAUUUCAAUUAACUCGCAUUACUUCAUUAAAGCGUCAGUCACGUCAAACAACAUGUGAAGAAUUAUUAGACAUUCACUUGCGCCUAGAAAAAUUCAAGAAAGAAACAUUGAUUGAUGUGCAAUUUGGUGGAGAUAUCUGUUUUGAUGUAAAAGUUAUUCGAAAAAAGAAGAAGUCAGCUUUAUUGAGAGAAUCAAGUCCAAAUAAGAAUGACAUAUUUCAUAGUAAAAUAAAAUUGAUCAAAUCAUAUCAGUUGGAAACGUCUCGAAUACCACUAUGCACGGCUGACACAUCUCGCUCUAUCUUGUGUUAUGAACAAUUGGAUAAAUUGUUAUUGUUUGAUGACAAGAAAAAGGUGAAUACUACCCUAUGGGAUUUUGUUAGUUUGGGACAGAUAAAUGAUAUCGCCUAUUCACACCAUCUUAACAAAUUUCUUGUACUAGGUGAGAAAGAUAAACAUAUUUUCUAUAUUUAA